AUGAGAUAUCCGAUACAAAUCCCUCGACUGGCCCUGGUGGCUAGUAUCCUUGGAUGUACUUUGUCUUCUGUUUCGGCCGCUGGUGAUGACAGAUUAGGCCAUUACCGCAGUCAGACCGCUCGGCAUCAAUAUGACUUCCAUCGUCUUCAUCCACCCCGUCACCGCCAUCACCCGGGUCUGAUCGAUAUUCCUAUCCAGGUGAAUAAGACCGAAGCACCAGAGGCUUUGGUUGGAGACGAAGAAGAUGGAAUAUCUACUGUCUUGGAAGCUCGAACACCAUCUACGGGACGGAGAGUCGGAGGAGCUGAGAGUGUUAUGACGUUGGCAGCAAGAGAAGACAUCUCCUCCGCCGUUGAAAUACCUUCAACCGCUGCAACUUCGACAGCUACAGAAGUCGAAGAGGUAGUCGUCUACGUGGAUGAAAAUGCACAGAUGCCCAGCACAGAGAAGAAUAUCAUCCCCAUCAUCUUACAAGCAACUGCCUCUUCGCCAAAUUCCUCGUCCUCAUCUUUGAUCCGGGCACAAACAACACUCAAAUCAAAAACGAAGCGCACCAACCUCUCUUCGUACCUUUCGUACAACAAGAAGGUCAACAAAAAACUGAUCAAACCCACCAAGCCCACCAAGCCCAUGAACAACACGCCUCCAUCAACAAAUAACACGUCAAGUCUCAGUAACACCAACAUCAACACCACCACUCACAUUCACCCCGGCUUCAUCCCCCAACGUCUCCCCGGCGUAACGUACGCCCCCUACGAUCUCACGGGAUGCCGGUCCCCGACCAACAUUGCCUCGGACUUCCGCAAGAUUGCUAAAACAGGCCUUUACUCAGCCGUCCGCAUCUACGGCGUCGACUGCUCCCAAGUCCUAAACACGCUCCGUGCCGUUUCUUCAGCAUCCGCGUCUGCGCCGCCUGGAAUCCCGCCAUUGAAGCUCUUCCUCGGAAUUUUCCAUCUCUCAGAUCUCACUGGGCAAAUCACCACCUUGGUGAAAGACGUGCAAACCUUUGUAGCCACCAGCUCCUCCCCCAAGAAGAUGAGCGUGCAGCAAGUCUGGGAUACCCUGAUUGACACCAUCAGCGUCGGCAACGAGCUAGUGAACAACGGACAGGCCACGCCCGCCCAAGUGCUAGCCGCGGUACGUACAGCCCGCCAAGCGCUGCGGAGGGAAGGCUACAACGGGCCGGUAGUAACCGUCGACACCUUCGUCGCCGUCUUGCAACACCCGCAAUUAUGCAGCAGCCCAGACACGGAUUACUGCGCCGUUAAUGUCCAUCCGUUCUUCGACCCGCACACGACGGCGAAGCAGGCGGCGGACUUUGUCAAGAGGCAGGUGUUGAAUAUUCGCGAGGCAGCCACAACCUCAACGGACAUAAAAGGAGAGACGAAACAAAAACAAAAAAGAGUGGUAGUCACCGAAACAGGCUGGCCGACGCAGGGAAACGCAAAUUACAAGGCUGUGCCCGGAAGAGCGGAACAGAAGGAGGUGGUAAGGGGCGUGAUGGAGAUUUGGAAGGAGGCGAAAGCCAGGGGGUUUGGGGAUGAUGGGGAUUUUGAGGUGUACAUGUUUACGGCGUUUGAUGAUCCGUGGAAAAAAGCGGAGAGGGGGACGUUUUAUGCCGAGCAGUUUUGGGGAAUUCAUACAGGUGGUGAUGAUCGAUGA
Messenger RNA from Sordaria macrospora k-hell, 1662 nucleotides. RefSeq lists its product as uncharacterized. Gene Ontology annotation, cellular component: fungal-type cell wall; cell surface; extracellular region. Lineage: Eukaryota; Fungi; Ascomycota; Sordariomycetes; Sordariales; Sordariaceae. Gene Ontology annotation, molecular function: glucan endo-1,3-beta-D-glucosidase activity. Gene Ontology annotation, biological process: cell wall organization; carbohydrate metabolic process. The record is from RefSeq and is a predicted model, not a curated record.